GCGCCAAAACAAAAACACGGCAUUAAACAAUUUGUAAUUUACGCUCGCACAAAACCAUGGAAUUCCGUCUGAAGAAACGCCCGCGCCUUGAGGUCAAGGCUGAGGUGGUCAGCCUGGAGAGCAAGUAUCCGCAGAACGUGAUGAUGUACCACUAUCCGCCGACGGACGACGUGCACAUCGAGGAGUUCGAGGAGUUGGCCCUGGAGCGCCUGCGUCUGCUCCGUGUCCUGGAUCGUGCAAGCACCCGGAACCUGCGCCUGCUCUCCGACGAGUGGAAGGAGUACGUGAAUGCGGAACUGACUCGCGAGGGAUUGCGCAGCUACCUGCGGCUCUGCUCUGCCGGCGGAGGCACCAAGCAUGAGGCGGACAUGCAGGCCCGCCGGCGGGACUACAUCUCGCACUUCAUCCUGCGGCUGGCCUACUGCCGCUCGGAGGACCUCAUUCGUUGGUUCGUGGCCCGCGAAAUGGAGCUCUUCCGGUACAAAUUCGCCGCCCUCAGCAGCACGGAGGUGAAGCAGUUCCUGGAGGCCAACAAAUUUGAGGUGCAGCCGCUAACCGAGGCCCAGAAGGACGAGGUCAAGGAUGGCCUGUACGAGAGUACGGUGGGCCAGAGUGUGGCCAAGAUCGAGCUGCUGGACUUCUACAAGGUGCCGUUCACCCAGGUAAUGGACCUGGUGCGAAGUCGCCGCUGCUACUUGAAGGCGGGCUUCGCCUAUGUGAACACCCACGAUCUGGUGUCCAUUGUGGGCACGCGGCAGCAGGACGAGAUCGAGCGGGGGCUGCUGGCCGCCAAGGGACUGGUGGAGGAGGUGGAGGGCGACGAGCGCAUCUCCCGCAUGCUGAAGGCCCUGCACAACUCGUACACCGGCAAGGACUACACCGUGUGCCGGGACGCAGCGGUGCCCAUUGAGUCCCUCGACCAGCUCUCCAAGACCUCCAUGCCGCUGUGCAUGCGCAUGUGCCACGAGCACCUGCGCGCCCAGCAUCACAUAAAGCACGGCGGCCGGAUGCAGUACGGCCUGUUCCUCAAAGGGAUUGGCGUGACGCUGGAGGAUUCGCUGCGCUUCUGGCGCGAGGAGUUCACCAAGAAAAUGGACGCGGACAAGUUUGCGCGCAGCUACGAGUACAACAUCUACCACAACUACGGCAAGAAGGGCUCCAUGGUGAACUACACGCCCUACUCCUGCGCGAAGAUCAUCAAGGAGAUGGCCACGCCGGGCGAUUGCCAUGGCUGUCCCUACAGGUACAUGGACCCGGGAUCGCUGAAGACCAAACUCUCCUCCUAUGGCCUCUCCGCCAGCGCCAUCGAGGAGGUGAUGUUCUUCGUGUCCCGCGGCCACUACCAGAUCGGCUGCGGCAAGUACUUCCAGAUCACCCACAACGCCACCGCGGAGCCGACCAUCAACCACCCGAACAGCUACUUCGAGGAGAGCCAGAUAACGAUGGGCAACCGGCAGAAGCGCACCACAGGAUCCGCUGCGCCGAAGGCCAGAGCUCGGCCGGACAUCAAGGGCUGCGGCGAUCGCUCCAUGCUGAUGGGCGACGACGACGACGAGCUGUGGCGCAUUGCGGAAACCCAAGAGCGCGCCAUGCAAAGCCAAAAAGCCAUAUCGGAGGCCUUUGAUGACGACCUAGAUCUAACGCAAAUCGAUUACUAAUCGUGGUGCAAACUAAACUAGCUUAGUUGUAUACUUAAGUACGGAAAAAGAGAAAAAUAUAUGUGCGAUGUUGAUCAA
Molecule: messenger RNA, 1736 nt
Organism: Drosophila gunungcola (fruit fly)
Lineage: Eukaryota; Metazoa; Arthropoda; Insecta; Diptera; Drosophilidae
Gene: Prim2
Product: DNA primase large subunit
Exons: 1
Coding region: 57-1658 (533 amino acids)
Biological process (GO): DNA replication, synthesis of primer
Cellular component (GO): alpha DNA polymerase:primase complex
Source: RefSeq, a predicted model, not a curated record